Messenger RNA from Suncus etruscus (white-toothed pygmy shrew), 4488 nucleotides. It is a transcript of the gene PPP1R10, whose product is annotated as protein phosphatase 1 regulatory subunit 10. NCBI's taxonomy places the organism in Eukaryota, Metazoa, Chordata, Mammalia, Eulipotyphla, Soricidae. Gene Ontology annotation, molecular function: metal ion binding. The transcript is spliced from 19 exons. Gene Ontology annotation, cellular component: nucleus. The coding region runs from base 579 to 3398 and encodes 939 amino acids. The record is from RefSeq and is a predicted model, not a curated record.
GAAUUUUAUCGGAGAAAGACCGGCCGGUCACAAGGAAAACGAAACAAAAAAGAGCCGCAGCGGUCGUCUUAAAGCCCUUGAAAAGGAUCCAGAGAGAGGGGGGAAAGGGAAAACAAACAGCAGCCACCAGCCCAACCACUUGUGUCUUCUACCACCCCUUCCUCUACCUCUCUUGCCCACCACCCCACCAGCCCACGCUGCUUGGGACUUGCAAAAUCUGGCCGAAGGACCGUCACCACAUAACUGCAAAAAAUAAUCAACCACCAUCCCUGCCCCCCAACCCAUCCAAAAUCCACUCAUCCAGCGUUUACUUUUUCUUUUUUGAAUCCAUUCAACUUUUUUGUCUUUUCCUGCGACCCCCCUCCCUAAACGGAGUUGGGUGGGGGGAAAUAUGAAUACUGAAUUGGCCUUGCUUUUUCAAGAGACUUUUUGAUCCAAUGAGGCCCCCCAAAUAAUCGGGUUUUGGGUCCUGGUUGGUUGUUUUAUUUUUUUCUCUCCAAAGUUUUAACCCCGUAAUCCCCCCCUUCCCCUGAGUCCGAGGUGCUGACGUCGCAUAAAAAUUGGAUAAAACCUCAAUCAUGGGUUCCGGUCCUAUAGACCCCAAAGAGCUGCUCAAAGGUCUGGAUAGCUUCCUUAAUCGAGAUGGAGAAGUCAAGAGUGUGGAUGGGAUUUCCAAGAUCUUCAGUUUAAUGAAGGAAGCACGAAAGAUGGUGAGUCGAUGCACUUACUUGAACAUUCUCCUGCAGACUCGUUCAUCAGAAAUAUUGAUCAAAUUUAUUGAUGUUGGUGGCUAUAAGCUUCUCAAUAAUUGGCUCACAUAUUCCAAGACAACCAACAACAUUCCCCUCUUGCAGCAAAUCCUACUGACUCUGCAGCACCUACCACUCACUGUGGACCAUCUCAAGCAGAACAACACAGCCAAACUGGUGAAACAACUGAGCAAGUCAAGUGAAGAUGAAGAGCUUCGAAAAUUGGCCUCAGUCCUUGUCAGUGACUGGAUGGCUGUCAUCCGCUCCCAGAGCAGUAUCCAACCUGUUGAGAAAGAUAAGAAGAAGCGUAAAGAAGAGGGAAAGAGUCGAACCACUCCUCCUGAGAGACCUUUAACGGAAGUGAAGACUGAAACCCGGGUAGAGGAGGCCCCAGAGAAGAAGAAAGAGAAGCCCAAGUCCCUUCGAACCACAGCUCCUAGUCACGCCAAGUUUCGUUCCACUGGACUUGAGCUGGAGACCCCAUCUUUGGUGCCUGUGAAGAAGAAUGCCAGUGCAGUGGUUGUUUCUGACAAGUACAACCUGAAGCCCAUCCCUUUGAAGCGUCAGAGUUCUGCAGCUGCUCCAGGAGACACUGUGCCUCCUGUAGAGAAGAAAUACAAGCCACUCAAUACAACACCUAAUGCCACCAAAGAGAUCAAAGUGAAGAUCAUCCCACCACAACCUAUGGAGGGCCUGGGCUUCCUAGAUGCACUCAAUUCAGCUCCUGUUCCAGGCAUUAAAAUUAAGAAGAAGAAGAAAGUGCUGUCACCUACAGCUGCCAAGCCAAGUCCAUUUGAAGGGAAAACGAGCACAGAACCAAGCACAGCCAAACCUUCUUCUCCCGAACCAGCACCUCCUUCUGAGGCUAUGGACAUAGACCGUCCAGGGACCCCAGUUCCUCCUAUUGAAGUUCCAGAGCUUAUGGAUACAGCCUCUUUGGAGCCAGGAGCUCUGGAUGCAAAGCCAGUGGAAAGUCCUGGAGAUCCAAGCCAGCUAACACGGAAAGGCAAGAAGAGGAAAACUGUGACCUGGCCCGAGGAGGCCAAGCUGAGAGAAUAUUUCUACUUUGAACUGGAUGAAACUGAACGAGUGAAUGUGAAUAAAAUCAAGGACUUUGGUGAGGCUGCGAAGCGAGAAAUCCUGUCAGACCGACAUGCAUUUGAGACUGCCCGGCGUUUGAGCCAUGACAACAUGGAAGAAAAAGUGCCCUGGGUGUGCCCCCGACCUCUAGUCCUGCCCUCACCUCUUGUCACCCCUGGAAGCAAUAGCCAGGAACGAUAUAUCCAGGCUGAGAGGGAGAAAGGAAUCCUCCAGGAACUCUUCCUGAACAAAGAAAGUCCUCAUGAACCUGAUCCUGAGCCCUAUGAACCUGUACCCCCAAAACUCAUCCCCCUGGAUGAGGAAUGUUCCAUGGAUGAAACUUCCUAUGUUGAGAGCCUGGAACCUGGCGGUGCUGGUGGCUCACCUGAUGGUGCAGGCGGCUCCAAAUUACCUCCUGUUUUAGCCAACCUUAUGGGCAGCAUGGGUGCUGGAAAGAAUGCUCAGGUUCCUGGAGGAGGAGGCAUCAAUGUCCAGGAGAUCCUCACCUCCAUCAUGGGCAGUCCAAAUAGUCAUCCCUCAGAGGAAUUGCUGAAACAACCAGACUAUUCCGACAAGAUUAAACAGAUGCUGGUGCCACAUGGACUCUUAGGACCUGGUCCAAUAGCCAACGGUUUCCCACCAGGUGGCCCUGGGGGUCCCAAAGGCAUGCAGCACUUCCCUCCUGGUCCUGGAGGACCUAUGCCAGGUCCUCAUGGAGGCCCUGGUGGGCCAGUGGGUCCACGUCUUCUGGGUCCUCCACCCCCUCCUCGUGGGGGUGAUCCCUUCUGGGAUGGUCCUGGUGACCCCAUGCGGGGUGGCCCAAUGCGGGGAGGUCCAGGACCUGGUCCUGGACCAUACCAUAGAGGCCGUGGUGGCCGAGGAGGAAAUGAACCUCCUCCACCUCCACCUCCAUUUCGAGGGGCCAGAGGAGGUCGCUCUGGAGGAGGACCGCCAAACGGACGAGGAGGCCCUGGUGGGGGAAUGGUUGGAGGUGGUGGGCACCGACCUCAUGAAGGCCCUGGUGGGGGCAUGAGCAGCGGAAGUGGACAUCGUCCCCACGAAGGCCCUGGAAGUGGCAUGGGUGGUGGACACCGCCCCCACGAAGGCCCUGGCGGUGGCAUGGGUGGCGGCGGACAUCGCCCUCACGAAGGUCCCGGCGGUGGAAUGGGCAGUGGCAGUGGCCAUCGUCCUCAUGAAGGCCCAGGCGGUGGCAUGGGAGGAGGCAGUGGACACCGACCCCACGAAGGCCCUGGUGGGAGCAUGGGUGGAAGUGGUGGACAUCGUCCCCAUGAAGGUCCUGGACAUGGGGGACCCCAUGGCCACCGACCUCAUGAUGUCCCCGGUCACCGAGGCCACGACCAUCGAGGGCCACCCCCUCAUGAGCACCGUGGCCAUGAUGGCCCUGGCCAUGGAGGAGGGGGUCACCGAGGGCACGAUGGCGGCCACAGCCAUGGAGGAGACAUGUCAAACCGCCCUGUUUGCCGACAUUUCAUGAUGAAGGGCAACUGCCGCUAUGAGAACAACUGUGCCUUCUACCACCCGGGUGUCAAUGGGCCCCCUUUGCCCUAGGGACCACCUGCCUACCCUACCCACACACACCCCUGUGGACUGCAGCCUUGCUCCUUCCACCCUGUUAUGGCUUCUGUGAGGCCCAUUUACCCCUUUCCCAGCUGAUGAGGAGCCAGCCCCUCAGUUCCCACCUGUUUGGGUUCCUGGGGGUUUUCUGAUCACUGGUGCACAUUGAUGUACAUAUUUUCCUCCAGUCUGGGGAGGAGAGAGACUGGACACAUACUGUACCCUGGACUGCUGAAGAAGAGACCCAGUUGGCUUCACUUUUUGAGGAGAUUUGCCCUGUCCCCUAACUCAUUUCCAGUAUUACCUUUCCGCCUGAGAACCUAACGCUGGUUAUUGUGGAGAUCACCUCUGCUCUCCUACUGUGGGCCCUCCACAUGCACACAACUCUGACAUGGGAUCAGCUGCACUUAGGAAAUCCUCCCUGCCACACUAUUGCCCCCUGGGGUGGGGAGAUGAAGGGAUAGAGUCUAUCCCACUGCACUGAGAGGACUCAAUCAGGCUGGACUUGAGUUCUGGAACACAUCGGCCCCACUCCUCCCUGACACAAGCUUUAUGUUCUGGGUCUUCAAGAUUUCGACCUUCCGUGAAUACACAUGUUUGCUGGGUUCAAUGAUGGCAAAUUCACGUCUGCAUACAGUGAGGUUUAAUUGGCAGGGUGAGGCCGGUCAUGGGUCUACGCUUGCCUGCAGAUCAUUGUUGAAACAUACAUUUGCGAGAGCAGCUUUUCAUCAACUUGAGCCUGGCAUGCUGGGCCUGAUAGUCACACUACAUGCACUGCCUAUGGAGUUUGCGCACUCCUUGUCCCCGCCCAGAACCUGUCUGGAUGAGGUCCCAGCCACCUUGCUCUGGCAGCAUCUCUGAAUCCCAGCCAGGUGCCUCCCUGGGAGGGUUCAAUGAGGUGCCCUGCCCUUCCAUAGCCCACCCUUUACGUGUCUCGGCUUCAAUUGUUUUCUAUGAAAACAGUGGACUGGUUGGGGUUUGUGCAGGGUCUUGGGUUAGAGCCACAAUGGAUUUGAGGAUGAGUAUUUUCUUUUUCUUUGGUUUUGUAUAUUUUGUACAUUAAUAAUAAACAGUGGAAAGAGAA